AUGAAUUUUCAGGGGCAAGGGCGCGCUUGCAAAGAAGGCCACCGAACAUAUCUAAUUCGAUUGUGCAUUCAGAUUGAAUAUCGACUGACGGUAUGCCCCGAACUCUGCUUAGGAUUAUUUGUUCGUAAGGGCAAAAGUAGCCCAGAGAGCGUUAUCCGACAAGGGAUCACCCCGGUCUACAGCCCAUCAGAAACUUCGAGUCGUGAUGAACUUAUCGCACACACAAUUUCCACCAAGUCAAUCUCUCCUGUUGUCACAGACGAGGAUAUGGCUGUCCCAUCUGCGUGGAAGAUAAACCCGACCGCUACAUACGACGUGGGGCAUCGACCUGAAGGCAGAACUAUCACUUUGCAUUCACUGGCUGUCGCGCCCCAUUUCCAGAAGUCGGGUUACGGCAAAACCCUCAUGGCAUACUACAUCGAGCACAUGAUGCAAACGGCACAGGCAGAGAGAAUUUCCAUUCUCACUUACGACAGGCUGGUUUCGUAUUAUGAAAAGCUGGGCUUUACACACUAUGGCAAGAGCCAAUCCGAGCUUACGUAUUCAAUAUUGCGUGACCAACGUCGCGAAGACAUUCCUAACGAUCUAGAAGUCUUCAGUUUAUACGUCCAAAUUUCUCCUUGGCAGCUAGAUCAAGCGUCUUCUCUUUGGCGUCGGAGCAUCGAAGCUAGGCUCUCCGCUGCAGAGGCGAUUACGGCUGAUAGCGUUUUCAUCUAUGAUGGUGAACAUUUUCGCAGCUGCCAAAAUAGCCAAAAUGUCCAGCCGAAGGCAUAUCAUUAUCGGAUAAGUUUCAUAGCUCAGUUUCACGGAAGAACCCCAGACAACCUCACAGGGGAGGUUGCGGAUAUCUGCUACCCAUGUAUCAUCAAGAAGUGGGAGACCAUGGAUAGGUGCCAAACUUUUCUCCAUACAGGUUCAAGCCUUGACGUCGGGUGCAAUGUCAUAUCAAUGGUUACUCCACGAAACUUAUUCAUAUCACAAGCUAUCGGUCAGACUUAUAUGUCACUCAGACUGCUUGUUGCCACUAUUCAGCCGACAUCUGGGCAUGGAAGCUCUUUUCCGAGUUCAUCUCAUUGGGCCAGAAGAUACGUCAACUUCACCUUCGUAGGAAGUUCUUGCCAAUAUCUCCCUCAGAUCGAUAUUGUCAGUAAGCCACGACCCUACGUUUGCCCAGAACAUUUGGCGGCAUCCGUCACCGCUGGAACCAUGGAAACGACCUGCUGGGUGAAUUCGCAAAAGUUGAAGCACCUUUGGCUUAAUACCCUCAUGGCUGGACUUCUGAUAUAUCUGAGCUUCAUCCUCUUGUACCUGUUUGCUCGAGUUUCAGUGUGGCCACCGCUUCAGCUUGAGCUAGCUUGUACGCCUGAAUAUCGCACCCUGGCACUUGUGACUGGAGGCAUGUUUAGCACCAUACCUAGGCCUAAGUCACUGACAACCUAUGUUCGAAACACGUCACAGAACCUAAUAUUGAGCUGGCAGCGACUGACCCAAGUAAUCUCUCGCGCUCUGCAACAUGAAGCUGUGUUAUCUGCAAUACCGGUCCAGGCUAACCGAAGAUUCUUGUCCCUUACAAAUCUGGCAAAGACACAACAACACUCUGAAAGUCUAAUUUGGCCAAUCGUGUCCAAUAGAGAGAAAGGACACGCCUCAAAACUCUGGGGCUUUGCUUCUCGAUUGCAAUCUGGCUACGGAGUACUCACCUCCGUAACACAGCUGGAUUAUCUUAAGAGUGCCUUAUCCCAGCGCUGUGGUGUAGUGGCCCAGACACAUUCGAUGGCAAAUUGCUCGGUGUUUCCAGUCUAUGGCGGCGAUCGUUCUAGACAGAAACACGACCCUGCUGCUGUUCCCUCCCUUUUAGGUAACGUUUUGUUGGCUAGGUCGCGAAUCCAACUCAUUCAGGAUCAGAACGGCAUGUGCCGCACAUUUUGA
This is a messenger RNA of Colletotrichum lupini, 1929 nucleotides long. Its product is annotated as acetyltransferase. Gene Ontology annotation, cellular component: cytoplasm. Gene Ontology annotation, molecular function: aralkylamine N-acetyltransferase activity. The record is from RefSeq and is a predicted model, not a curated record. Bases 1 to 1929 code for a protein of 642 amino acids. Lineage: Eukaryota; Fungi; Ascomycota; Sordariomycetes; Glomerellales; Glomerellaceae. The transcript is spliced from 15 exons.